Messenger RNA from Biomphalaria glabrata, 2451 nucleotides. RefSeq lists its product as uncharacterized. The transcript has 8 exons. Gene Ontology annotation, biological process: regulation of apoptotic process. The record is from RefSeq and is a predicted model, not a curated record. NCBI's taxonomy places the organism in Eukaryota, Metazoa, Mollusca, Gastropoda, Planorbidae. Bases 1710 to 2279 code for a protein of 189 amino acids.
GAACUUGCGAUCUGUUUGGAAGAUAAAGUAAAAAGUCACAUGUUUCUUUGGUCGAUGGUGGCCAGCACAUGACAGACCAAACUUAUAAUACGGAAUUUAAAAAUCCAAGUCUUCACCGAGAUUCAAACCCGAAACCCCUCGGUUCGAAAGCCAUGCGCUUUACCCUUCAUCCACGACUUGCCCUUUUAAUUUUAUAGAAGCUAUAAGAUAUUUCAGCAGAACAGAUGAUCAUCGUUUCAUAUAAACAUCUUAUAUUUUGCGGCUUAGCAACCACGAAUUUAAGAGAAGAGAAGAUAGUAUUAUAUAGACCUACGCUAAUUGACAGUGAAACAAGCCGAAUUAAUACAGUCUUAAGUUGCUUAUAGAAAUUGGACGUAGGUAAGAGGCUCCAAAGGAUGUACCAUUAUUUGAUUGUAGGUCUGUAGGUCUGGAAAUUUUAAGUUUUUUUUUAGAAUGAAGGUUGUUGUGGAUAUGAAGGAUACAUGUGUAUAUGCAGCUGUCUGCUUACUUUUUGGGUUAGGUGUUUAAUUUUAAUAUACUUUUUGUAAACUCUUUCUGCCUUAGUUUCUUUAAAUUUUCUAUAUAGGUUUUCCUUCUGUUUACAAAUUAAAAAAAAAUCUAUUAUUAAACAAGUAUUUAUUUUGUUUCACAUGUAUUUAGUUGGUAUAUGAUUUUCUAUAAUGUUUUUACGAUAAUUUUUAAUGAAAUUCCAGAGGUCAUCAACUGGUUGUUUAAUGUCUUUUUAUGAUAAGAAUGUUUGUUGAAAGUUUAUUGCAGCUUAGUGUAGUCCCAGGUUGAGCAUCUGUAAUUACCAGACGCUGCAGUAUUUUCACCUUCAUUCUACUUCUUGAGUGUACGCCAAUCUGCAAUACAUGACCAUGACCCCCUUCAUUUCUGCUUGCUCUCCAGAGGGAGCUAUUCAUUGAUUUAUUUUCCCAACUGUUGGUGUUAUUUUCGAAGAGCUUCAUGUACAUCAGUAUAUUUUAAAAAUAAAUGGGUGACAUGCAGCUUUCCUGUCUUCUGUUAGGCCACCAUACAGAAUGUCUUGUCUGAAUUGACCUUGUUGCACUCUGUUAACGUAUACAAGCCAGCCAAGGCGUCUACUACUGAUAAGAGAAGUGGAUAAAAUCUUCCAAAAAAAGCGAGAUAGUAUAUGACUAUAUGACGUUUAGGAGCAUAUGCGUAAUCGAAAACGAGAUUCCUUGUGGUAGACGCAGUCAGUAGAAACAAUUAAAAUCUGCACAAUAUUGAAAAUACCACACUUCGCCAGUUUGUACCAAAUUUGCUCCAAAUUAUAUAAAAAAGAAACAAUUUGUCGGUGCCACAUUUGCAAGAUCUGCCCUACUAUUUAAUUUGUACAGAAUAUAUUUAGCACUUUGCCUUACAGCCCUAUAUCCUGCUAGAGCACUAGAAGUAAUGAACUAGCCUAUUCUGACCCCAUUGGGAGUUAUCUCAGUUCUAAAUAAAAUAAUUCUGCGUUAGUAGAUUUUUUUUAAAACCCAUUUCCUGGCUAUUAUGUCAACGGUGUUAAAAUAUUGGUAGACAUUUUAGUGACGACACCGGAAAUUUCCGUUAUAACUUUUAAACGCUUUAAGGAAACUAAUGGACAAUAUUUAGGCAGACUUUGUUUUCACAAAUUAUUGUUUAUGUUUACAUUUCAGACUAGUACUCUAGUAGCGAUAAACAGUUAGAAUACAAUUUGCUUAACAAUGUCCAAAGUUGUAGAUAAAGAGUGUUUAGAGAGAAACUAUACUUUUGUUACAAAUGAGAUCGACGCUCUAGAACUGGUUGACCGUUUAGUUGAAAGUGAAGCCAUAUCAUCGAGUGAUAGAACACGUAUUGUUGAUAUAAAAUCAAAUAUUGUCAGGAAUAGCGAUCUUGUCAAUAUAAUAUUAAAUAGCAGCUCUGAAUAUGUAUUAAACUCUUUUUUGAAAUCGCUAGAACCAAAAUACAAACAUGUUCUGGAUAAACUCCAAGAGCAAGACCUGACUAAAGCGAUAAAAUCGUCGGGCAUGGUAGAGUCACCAUCGAUUCGACUCAUGACUACCGUAGACUUCCUGGGUACCUCACUACCGAGAUUACGAGAGGUGCUGCGGGCCAUCUCUCCGAAAUCACCAGAGGUGUUAAGGGCCAUCUCUCCGAAAUCACCAGAGGAGCAGGAUGCCAUCCCUCCGAAACUACCAGAGGUGCAAAGGGCCAUCCCUCCGAAACCACCAGGUAAGAGAUUUACUUAUCAACCUUAUAUCUUUAAUAUGGUACUUACUGUUCUGGUUUUGUAAUAUUAUAAUAUUUCAUUUGUCAAUUACUAAGAUUGUAAUAGAUAUUUAAAUUAUAUCUUGAUUAUAUUUCAAAAAAAGGAUAAUAAAUUUUCGUUUUUAAAUAAAUAAAGUAAUUAAUUACUUUUAGCUUUCAUUUUAAAUAGGAAUGUACAGAUUUAAUUUAUGAUAUAUU